AUGUCAAUCCCACCCCUCAUCAGCCAUCUCCCAGAGGAACUACUACUUUCAAUCUUUGCGCUUCUCGACAACAAGCCCCCUUCCAUAACCAAGUCAAGACAGGAACCAAGCUUGGAGCUCACAUGGUCAAACAUCCAUGUCUUGAAAGACAUCUCCUCAGUCUCGCGAAGCUGGCGGAGGAUUACACUCCCUCUGCUCUUCAGAUUCACGCGGUCACUGGAUGAUCCAACAAAGGGAAUUAAAGAUGAGAAGAACUUUUUGAAUUUUGUUCGGAAAAAUGCUUUGAAUGUUCAGAGCGUGGUUCUAUCUAUCAGGAAGCUCGAGGAGCAAGAUCGGCCUCCACCCUCGCAAGAUAAUGUUAAUCUAGAUGUUGCUCGCUUUUGGCAGACUUUGCUGCGUGUUACCAACGCGAGUCGUAUCGUCAUUCUGGCGCCACCGGCAGAACUGGCCCGUCUGACGGAAUGCACUAUUGAUCUAUCCACUGAAUGGGCUUUUGAGGAGAUGGACUACCACCUUCUCGAAUUGAGAUGCGAGAUUCCUUCGAGUGCGCGGAGUACAGAGCAGACUUUUGAUGCAGCUGUCAGGUCGCAAAGUAUGCCUCCCGAUCGGAGCUUGAACAGAAUUGCGGCAAACAGCAUUCUGAUGUUGAAACCUUGGUCGCAUCUUGCAUUGAACGAAGGGUCUUUCUUGAGGGCGUACAGUACGUACGAGUACUUCGAACGUGGCCCUCCAUCCUUGGUACUGUCAAUUAUGAACUGCUUCGCCGCGCGGGAACGACAUGCGGUGUCAUGGUCGUCUCUCCGCUCAUUCUCGUAUACAGCCAUACUGCCUUUUGCUGACCACCUCGACUUCCGAGCGAUUCUCCCACAUCUCGAUGAAUUGGACAUCCAACUGGCGCCGGAUGCAACUUCAAACAUUCUCAACGACAAGUCUAGAAUCGGAAGAGCGCAGAUGGAAGAUUGCUGGCAGGAACUCAGAGCGGCGUAUAGAUUGAGUGAGUCCUUUCGCAUCAUGUAA
This is a messenger RNA of Ramularia collo-cygni, 1017 nucleotides long. RefSeq lists its product as uncharacterized. The record is from RefSeq and is a predicted model, not a curated record. The transcript is spliced from 2 exons. Bases 1 to 1017 code for a protein of 338 amino acids. Lineage: Eukaryota; Fungi; Ascomycota; Dothideomycetes; Mycosphaerellales; Mycosphaerellaceae.